AUGGAAAGGCUGAAGACUAAAAGAACGAGCCGACGCGCGCAAAACACAAGACUCAUCAACGAGGCAAAUGCUCUCUUACAAAAUCAAGAUUCAACGAUUAGCCAGAUUACCACCGUGGCCGAAAGAUUGCGCGCCAAUAACGAUGAGCUCAGGAGGUUGAACGAAGAGUUUGAGGGACACAUACCAGAUGGUUCGUUCGAAACCGAAUUUCAGGCAGUCGUCCAAUACGAAGAUGAAGCGACUGCCACCAUCAGUGCCCUCCAAUGCAGAAAAGAUCUCCUAGAUGAGAUAUCGUCUCGAGGGGCCUCUAGGAAACCUAAUCGUCACCCGAACGACACCCAAGGCAGCAGACAAGCUGGAACUAGGUUACCUAAGCUCACCAUUACGCCAUUCAAGGGUGAAAUAUCAAAGUGGUCAGCGUUCUGGGAACAGUUCGAUGAAACAAUUCACAAGAACGCCAGUCUGUCCACCAGCGAAAAGUUCGGCUACCUUCGAAUGUACUUGGGCGGAGAAGCGGAAGCAGCUGUGGCUGGAUUACCAAGGACAGAGACUUGCUACGCGGAUGGAAUUGAGAUCCUCAAUCGCCGUUUUGGAGACAAGAAACGAUUGGAGCAGGAAUAUUUCUCCAGUCUGAGGUUGAUUUCACCUGUCAAGUCAGCCAACGAUACCUCAGGUCUACGAACGAUGUUCGACCAGGUGCAAAUCAAUAUACGAGGCCUCCAGACCUUUGGUGUAAAUAAGUCAAGUUUUUCGUCGAUGCUCUGCGAUAUUUUGAUGCGAGCUCUUCCACGUGACAUCGUCGUGAACUACAACAGAACCGCUCAUUUGUCUGCGGCAACUGCCAUGCCUGGCCCAAGCAGCCAGCCUGACCGCUCAGAACUGGAUCGACUACUUGAUUUUCUAGCUAUCGAAGUCGAAAGUCGGGAGAAAAGCGAGUUUAAGAUCACAGAAACGAAGAACACAAAGACAACAAGAUAUGAGGACAACAUAGCUCGACGUGAAUCGUCUAGACCGACCUCAUCGGUGCUCUACAACAGACCCUCACCACAUAAAACGAGAUGCUGUUUCUGCAACGGAACAAGCCAUAGUUCUGGAGACUGUUCUUCCUCUCUUCCCCUGGACCAGAAGAAACAGCGUUUGACAAACGAGAUGAGAUGCUUCAGAUGCACUCUCAGUGGCCAUCGAGCAAGAGACUGCAGACAAAAGAUCAGCUGUGCCACAUGCGGUGGAAGACACGCUAAGUCCAUGUGUGACCCGACGCGGAUCAAAGCUAAAGAAGGUAAAUCGGACACACAAAACAGCAUGACGGUUUGUACUACAUCAAUUCCCCGAGAAUUCAGAGAGUCCGGAGUGGUACUUCUGCAAACCUUCCGGGCAUGGGCUGUCAGCGGUACCUCAUGUAGGUAUGUUAGAGGUGUUAUCGACGGAGGCAGCCAACAGACGUUUGUCACCGAGGAUCUGUCAAGACACCUUCAGCUUAAGUGCGUUGGCUACACCAAGAUGGCGCUCAACACGUUUGCUUGUGCUUCAACUCAACAGUGCAAGAAGCGUCGUGUAGUGGAGCUUGAAGUUAGAAGCCAAUUCAACAUGGACGGAUGCAAGAUCGAAGCGAUCGAAAUCCUAGUGAUAUGUCAAGACAUAGCUACCUUAACGACAGAUUCAGUCUUCGUAGCUGACAGGGAGAAAAAUGGAAAGUUUAUUGCCGAUCGCCUCAUGUUUCCAGCGGUUGCCGCACAACCAGGCAUCAGUAUUUUCAUUGGCUCUGACCAAAUGUGGGGCUUUAUGACUGGUGAAGUCACUCGGAGUAAGACCUGCAGCACCCUUGUUGCAUUAAACACAAAGCUUGGUUGGACCUUCCAAGGACGGACAUCCAUCCUGAAGUCGCAAAAAACCCACUCGAACUUGGUCGUCUGUGUCCUGCAGAUCACCGGUACAGAACAGGUUGAAGGCGCUCUCCGAUCAUUCUGGGAGUUAGAAAGCCUGGGAAUCACAGAUUCAGAAGACCAGAUGUCCGAAACAAGCCAAGUGAUGCGCCAUUUCGAGCAGAACAUUCGCCGGUCUGGCACACAGUACGAAGUGGCACUGCCGUGGAAGGACAAUAUAGGUGUCCUUAAGGACAACAAGCAAGUAGCGAUGACGAGACUGAGGAAACCAAAACUAUGGGCGAGAGGAAUCACUUGGGACAGUGCUCUAGCCGAGAAUCUGAACAACGAAUGGCACGAAUGGUGUGGUGACCUGUCAAAGAUGGAUGCACUCGUCAUCCCCAGAUUCGUAUUCCAAGCAGGACAGGGCAAGGACACCCAGAUUCAUAUUUUCUGCGACGCAAUCCCAACUGCCUAUGGAGCUACAGUGUACGUAACAACGAAGUCCUCGCCACCUGAACAACCUACACUUUUAUUGGCAAAAGCACGGGUUGCUCCAAUCAAGAAACAAACUCUUCCUCGCCUGGAACUUAUGGGAGCCGUCAUCACAUCGAGACUCCACAAAUAUCUUGAGAAGACCAUCUCAUGCAUUCCGUAUGACUAUACGUUGUGGACGGAUUCUCUCAUCACACUUGCAUGGAUCAAGAGCGACCCCAGCAAGUGGAAGACUUUCGUGUCCAACCGAGUUGCAGAAAUACAAAGGGACACCGAUCCUUCUCAUUGGAGGUACUGUCCGGGAAGUGACAAUCCAGCGGAUUUGCUUACCCGUGGCAUCACAGGUUCUCGACUGGUGUCGAGUGAUUUAUGGUGGUCAGGACCAAAAUGGUUGACUGAAAACGAAAAUGAAUGGCCUGAUUUGAGGUCGAGUAACGAAGUAGAGACUGACUUGUUGAAAGAAGAGGGAAAAGCAGUUCAUGUGAUAUUGCAAACAACACCACCUGAACCGCUGUUGGAUCUGACAAAGUACAGCGAACUCCAUCGGGCUUUAAGAGUGACUGGUGCCUUCGAUUUCUGA
Ixodes scapularis (black-legged tick) is the source of this 2937-nucleotide messenger RNA. RefSeq lists its product as uncharacterized. Gene Ontology annotation, molecular function: nucleic acid binding; zinc ion binding. The record is from RefSeq and is a predicted model, not a curated record. The transcript has 2 exons. The coding region runs from base 1 to 2937 and encodes 978 amino acids. Lineage: Eukaryota; Metazoa; Arthropoda; Arachnida; Ixodida; Ixodidae.